Messenger RNA from Aspergillus oryzae RIB40, 834 nucleotides. RefSeq lists its product as uncharacterized. NCBI's taxonomy places the organism in Eukaryota, Fungi, Ascomycota, Eurotiomycetes, Eurotiales, Aspergillaceae. The transcript has a single exon. The coding region runs from base 1 to 834 and encodes 277 amino acids. The record is from RefSeq and is a predicted model, not a curated record.
AUGGCCCUCACUUUAUCACAGUCCACGCAAAAUGUAUCCAAGCCUGUCAAUAACGGAAUUCUCUCUCGAUAUUCGACACUGUUAGCAGUCAAAAUUCUUAAGCAUUUUCGACCUUGCCACGGAAAUGUUCUCAUGUUGACAGACAAACUAUGUGUGAAGUACGGGCGCCGUGUCCAUUUGUCUGAAGCAUCAACACUGCGUUUCAUACAGCGGCAUACGUCUAUACCAGUGCCAAAAGUUUUAUGUUCCUUUACUCAUCAUGGAUUGACGUAUAUCGUGUUGGAAAGAAUCAAGGGGGACAUCAUUGGUAGUGGCUGGGUUCACCAAAAUGAGGAGUCCAAGGCCAAGCUUCUUUCACAGUUGGCAAAAAUGGUUGCUGAAAUGCGGGAACUCCAGCCUCCUGCUGAUAUCGUGGUCGCUUCCGUUGAUGGUGGACCACUCUUCGAUUGUCGUGUGCCGGGACGUUCUUUACACUUCGGCCCAUUUAAUACAGUCCAAGACUUCCAUCGGCAUUUACGAAUGGGCAUGGAAUUUGAUCCCGGCCUUGACCCCCAGAUCCAGGAUCUUAUCAACCAACAAAGCAAAACCUGGCCAUCGGUCUUCACCCAUGGGGACCUUAGCAGCCUAAAUAUUCUCAUUCGUGGAGAUGAUAUUGUUGGUAUAAUCGAUUGGGAAACGGCUGGCUGGUAUCCAUCAUAUUGGGAGUACACAUGUGCCCAACAGGUCAACCCACAAAACUCCUUUUGGGUUAAUGAGAUUAACAAGUUCCUACAACCAAUGCCUCAAGAGCUGAGGAUGGAACGGAUCCGUCAAGAAUACUUUGGGGAUACAUGA